Messenger RNA from Echinostoma caproni, 1293 nucleotides. The record is from the annotation of a GenBank genome assembly. Lineage: Eukaryota; Metazoa; Platyhelminthes; Trematoda; Plagiorchiida; Echinostomatidae.
AUGCUAGAACUGGAAUGUCUCGCAGUGACCGGUCCAACUGGAGCGGCUGCCGGUGUCGUCAACGGUGUAUGGGGUAGCGCCAACGAGGCCGAGUUUUCCCGGAUCUUCUUGGGUGGUUUACAAACCAGUCUGCUCGAACUGGAUGCUCUGGAACGCUGGGGUGAAGUAAUUCACACAACGGAUAUCGGGAUCGGAGGCUCUGUGGUACUCCGGCCUUUUAGUUCUGGUCUAUGUGCGGGAAACACCAGUGGAAAGGUUUACGAUCUGCGAUCCGGACGUGCCCAAAUUCCCUUGUCCACCUCUUUGGACCCGUGUUUCACGCGAUUCUUCCCAGGAUGCACGGAUCGCUUGUUCGUGGCCUCGCAAACCGGUGCAUUCCAAAGUAUCCAAUGGGGCAGUCCCUCAUUCUCUCCAGAUGACUUGGGUCAAUUGUGGCUCACUUACGAUCGCGUUGUGGCCAUGGAUAUCUCGCACAGUGGCAACUGUGCUAUCUUCGGUACGGAAAACGGUCAGAUGCAAUUGUACGUGCGCGACAUCAACAUGUGUCAAUUCAAUGUCAACCCAAUGCCAACGGAAUUCGCUUCUCCACUAGCCGAAAGUCUGUUGGUUACCAACGGUCUAGGUACUUCCGUACCACCAGCCUAUGCCUUCUGGGAUGAUCCUAAUCUGACCACCGGGCAACCGGGCUAUCAGGGUAACACGUUGGCUAUGCUUGGUCGAGCGGCAGCCGAGGCGGUCGGACUGCAACUAUUGGCUGCCUCAUUACAUCAACCUGCGGCCACUUCUUCGGACAAACUAUCCACACCAGAAUUGGUCGAGCUGGUGGAACGAAAGAAAGCAGAGGCGGCAAAUGAAGCGGUUCUCGUCGCGUACAAACCAGUCGAGUACGAUGACUAUCGGUUCUCAUCUGCCAGCGUUCCAUUCGCAUUCCAACCUCCCCCGAUCGAGACGGAAAAUACGACUGGAGCUAACGGAUCUGAAUCGACCAGUUAUCGAAGUCCACGCAAAGAAGAUCAAAUGACUUCAUCGGAUUGGCCGGAAGAUUUGUGUCCUGUCCGACCGCGCCGUGAAUCUAGUCGAAUCAAAGUCGAUCACAUCUCUAUCAUGCUCCCGGUUGAUCCGGAACUGAUAGUCAGUGCUAAUCGAAAACGUGCUGUUCGGAAACCGGCCCAUUGGGGAACUGUGUGGCAUCCUUAUCCACCUCUCGGUCAAGAUGAUUCGAACCUGGACGAUGAGGACUCCCUGGGGCGUUUCGUGGAUGUGCCCCGAGUGUUGGAAUCGCAAGCCACGUGA